GGAGAGGAAUCGGGGCCCGGAGGAGAAAAGACAAGAAGGGGCGCGCGACAGCAGCAAACUUGCCUCUCCCGGCACUGGAAAAUGACACUUGGUGCAGCCCAGGGCGCCGCCGCCGCCGCCGCUCCGGUCGAUCCUAUUGUUUCUUAGGCUGCCUUCUUUCUCCGGCAGUCCAAAAGGGGGUGACUUCAGCUCGGGAGGGACGGCGGCUUCGUCCUCCCGGCGUCUUGUGUGAUCCUGUCAAGCGGCAAACAAGCAACAAACACUCUGCGCGAGAGAAAGAGGCCACCCCGCUGCCCAGCCUCGGAACGAGCGAGCCCAGCAGGCAGCCGAGAGCAUCAGCGGCCACCCCCGGGGGUGAUCGGGGUCCCCCCCUGGAUUCUUUUCUUCUUCUUCGAAGCCUGAGUUCGAUUUCCUCUGAUUCUCUUUGAUUCCACCCGUCUCAAGAAAGAGAAAGUCGCGGGCGAUUUGGGUUCUCAUCGACACUCUUCUUUGUUGUUGUCUUGUGCUGUGCUUUUUUCUUCCCGCCUUGUCUUUUCUUUUUUAAGAAGAAGGGAGGGCCGUGGUUGUUUUUAAUUCAUGUUUGGGAUUCAGGAAAGCAUUCAGAGGAGUGGGAGCAGCAUGAAGGAAGAACCCCUCGGCGCGGGGAUGAACGCGGUCAGGACCUGGAUGCAGGGAGCCGGCGUUCUGGAUGCAAACACGGCCGCUCAGAGCGGGGUGGGCCUGGCCCGGGCGCACUUCGAGAAGCAGCCGCCUUCCAACUUGAGGAAAUCGAACUUCUUCCACUUCGUGCUGGCUCUCUAUGAUCGGCAAGGGCAGCCCGUGGAGAUCGAACGCACCGCCUUCGUGGGCUUUGUGGAGAAGGAGAAAGAAGCCAACAGCGAAAAGACCAACAACGGGAUCCAUUACCGGCUGCAGCUUCUCUACAGCAACGGAAUAAGAACAGAACAGGAUUUUUACGUCCGCUUAAUCGACUCCAUGACAAAACAAGCGAUAGUAUACGAAGGACAAGACAAGAACCCUGAAAUGUGCAGAGUUCUGCUCACCCAUGAAAUAAUGUGCAGCCGCUGUUGUGACAAGAAAAGCUGUGGCAAUAGAAAUGAGACUCCUUCAGAUCCAGUGAUAAUUGACAGAUUCUUCUUGAAGUUCUUUCUUAAAUGUAACCAGAACUGCCUAAAAAAUGCAGGAAACCCUCGUGACAUGCGAAGAUUUCAGGUUGUGGUAUCUACAACAGUCAACGUGGAUGGUCAUGUCUUGGCAGUGUCGGAUAACAUGUUUGUACACAACAACUCUAAACAUGGGCGGAGGGCUCGAAGGCUUGAUCCUUCGGAAGGUACGCCUUCUUAUCUGGAACAUGCAGCUACACCAUGUAUCAAAGCCAUCAGUCCAAGUGAAGGAUGGACUACAGGAGGUGCCACUGUCAUCAUCAUAGGAGACAAUUUCUUUGAUGGGUUACAGGUCAUAUUCGGCACCAUGCUGGUCUGGAGUGAGCUUAUUACACCUCAUGCAAUCAGAGUUCAAACACCACCCCGACACAUCCCUGGCGUGGUAGAGGUCACAUUGUCUUAUAAGUCAAAGCAGUUCUGUAAAGGAACCCCUGGAAGAUUCAUCUACACAGCCCUGAAUGAACCAACCAUUGACUAUGGUUUCCAAAGGUUACAGAAAGUCAUCCCAAGGCAUCCUGGUGACCCUGAACGCUUGCCAAAGGAAGUAAUACUCAAGCGGGCAGCUGACCUGGUGGAAGCACUCUAUGGUAUGCCGCAUAACAACCAGGAAAUAAUCCUAAAAAGAGCAGCUGAUAUAGCAGAAGCACUCUACAGUGUUCCUCGCAAUCAUAACCAGCUCCCAGCACUCGCCAACACAUCAGUCCACGCAGGAAUGAUGGGUGUGAAUUCCUUUAGUGGGCAGCUAGCAGUCAAUGUUUCAGAAGCCUCACAGGCCACCAAUCAGGGUUUUACUCGCAACUCAAGCAGUGUAUCGCCUCAUGGUUACGUGCCAAGCACUACCCCACAGCAGACAAACUACAACUCCGUCACAACAAGCAUGAAUGGCUAUGGAAAUGCUGGAAUGUCAAAUUUAGGUGGAUCUCCAACUUUCUUGAAUGGAUCUGCUGCCAAUUCUCCCUAUGCCAUCGUGCCAUCUAGCCCAACAAUGGCCUCCUCCACUAGCCUCCCUUCUAACUGUAGCAGCUCCUCUGGAAUCUUCUCCUUCUCACCAGCCAACAUGGUCUCAGCGGUAAAGCAGAAGAGUGCUUUUGCCCCUGUUGUUAGACCGCAGACAUCCCCUCCCCCAACCUGUACCAGCACCAAUGGGAAUAGCCUGCAAGCUAUAUCUGGCAUGAUCGUCCCCCCCAUGUGAAAGAAUUGCCUUGAAGAAUUGUACUAAUGAAGAAGGUUGGAUUCUGCUUCAGAACAAAAUCUGACUCAAGUCCCAGAGUGGAACUUUUAACUCAGGCCUUUUUCCUUUUUCUUUUGUUAAAGAGGAAGUUCACAGUAACUGCAAAGUUUAAACAAAAUAAAAUUUAAAGCUUCACCAUCCUUGCAAAAUAAUACUGAAAUUCAUGAAGAGUCUGCAAGUGCAAGGUGUUCACUCGAGCUGUCCCUCCCAAGUACUUGGGAGAAAGAUUUAUUUUGUGUCAUGAAAAAAAUCCAUUCAUGUCUUUUCGGUUUUUUCAACCUUAAUUUAAUUCUGCUGCCAUUUGUCUGUUACAAAUUGUCCUGGAAGAAUGGGGCAUAGAAGGCCCUUUUAUUUAAUAAAAAAAACUUUUUUAAAAGCAGUGUGAAGAGAAGGCAAAUGGUGGUAACACUUAAAAAAUGAGCUUGUAUGAAACGGAAGUAGAAGUGCCAGGUAGGGGUGAUUGUUUUCUUUCCUUAGAAGAGUAAAGGGCCAUGCCAGUUAAGGGCUGGCUCAUGAAUGUUACUCAUCCAGAGAAAGUUUGCUCAUCUAAUGUUUUGCAUUUUUGGUAUGUUUGUGUGGAGAUAUAUAUAUUCACAUAGAUAUACACAUGCACACACAUACACCAUUAAUUAGAAUUCCAAGUCUAUGUUAGGGGCAGUAAGACUUUUUUGACCCUCUUUUUCUUAGAAUAUCAUAAUUACGUGAUUGUGUAAAUAAUGCAAGACAGAAAAUUAGCAAAAGUGUAGCUAAGGACAAGCAUAUUCCACCGUUACCUUGAAAACCCAGUGCCUCCGGAUAUAAUGCUGAAACUGCAGAAUUAGAUUAGCAUGGCUCUCUAUCUUUAGCUUAUGUCAAAAUCUUUCCAAAUGAGUGGCCUCCCUUACUCCUGUCAAUGCAGUUUAACCCCAGUCUAUGCAUACAAAUCUCUUUGGGAUUUGAUGCAACAGGUUAAAGGCACAAAUGUGAGCCACUUUCAUACAUCUUUUUCAUUUUUUCAGCCAAAAUAUCAUCCUUAGCUCUCUCCCCCCCCCACACACACACAUUUUUUUCCUUUGGGAAAAGGCAGAGACAAUUCAUCCUGCCAUCCCAUAGAUGGCCCAGAAGCACACUCGAACACAAACAUGUCAGUCAGUUUCAAGCUGAAAUUGCUUUUGUAUUCAUGUACCUUUUCAGCCUACAACAUAUUUUCUUAAGUAAAAGAUAAUGGUUUCUUCAACAGAAAAUUAAAAUAUGAAAGAGAGGUGGAAUAGAGAGACUACUACAAAAAGGUUACAGAUCCCACCCUCACAGAAAUUUUGGUCUCAUUUUUUGGGAACUAUUCACAAAAUACUUAAGUGAAAGAUGCAGCAAACUUCUAAAGACACAUUACCCAAUCUUCUUUGCCAUUGCAUUUUGUAUGUAGUUAUAAAUAAUGUAGAUUUUGGGUGAUUUUUUUUUGCCAAAGUUAUUGUUAUAUUUAUACAUUGUAAUGUCUUAAGACAGUUUUUCAAUCACACAUACACACGCAAAUUACUGCAUAUUUUGCAAAAUGAGCUCACUACCUUUAAGAUUGCACAUGCUUACAAAUUGAAUUAAAGGAAAAAAAGCUUUUUUAAAAAAAGGAUUUUGUAAAAUACCAUAUAAAUAAUGUAUUUAUCUUUGGGAUUUGUACAUUGCUUUUCCCCCCUGCAGCAUCCCUGUUUAUUUUGUUGUGUAUGUUUGCUAUGUGAAAAGUGCUAAUUUGUUUGGUCACUCACAGGUGUAUUAGCUGUUUAAAUGUGAUUUUAAUACAAUUCAUUUAUAGGAUUUUUUUAGUAAUUGUUUUAAACCAUGCUUCCAUUUUUGUUUAAUUUCCACUCAAAAGCCAUUGUCUAUUUUUGUAUUAUUUGUAAGUUAAAAAGGUCCCCCCCCAAUAUAUGGCAAAAAGUAGCAUAUUAUUCUUGUAGCAUUUAGUUCAGUAGAUUUUUUAAAAAGGUAUCCUUUGCUUUUGAAGCUUAUAAAAAAAAUCUAAUGCUGUUUUACUCUAUUAAUAUGCAUGGAAUCUCUCCCCUUUGGAGUGACGCAUUUUUGUGCAUUAAAUAUGGGGAGAAACUUCAUAGAAAUCAAUGAAAAUACUUUCUUUCUUGUCUGCUUGUAUAUUUCUCUGUCUUUCACAUAAAUAUAAACCAGCAGAUUGGAUGCCUUAACAAUGCAAAUCAUACUCAUUUCACUUGUACAUUGUACUGCACACCAGAACUGUCAGUCAUCACUAACAUUCUAAGGAAAAAAAUGGAAUUUGAAAAGCACAAAAGAACUGUUUUGUUACCUUAAGACAAUGUGACUUUUUCUAGACAAGCAACAAUGCUGCAACUGUGCAUGCUUUCUGUAUGAAUUUUGCAAUGGAUUUCACUCAGAUGUCACUGUGUGAUCUUUUGGGAAAGGGAGUGGGGUGGGGGAGGACAGAGGGGGAAAAUUCCAAAAGGUUAUUGCCCAUGGAAUGGUUAAGAACACAUUUAUACAUAGUAAAACUGGAAAAUACAAGGAAUAUCAAUGUAUUGCUUCUCUGUAGUCCAUACAUUUAUUCUAAUUCACAUAAUGAAUGAUGGCACUGCAAUGUAAUCAAAUUUAAAGCCAUAUUUUGUCCAGUGACACCCUCCACUGAACCCCUUUCAGACUGAGAUGCACCUAUUUAGACACCCAUACAAAGUCAUGUACAUGUGUAUCCCUUUCUUUCAAUGUCCAAAGAUCCUUUGACAAUAUGUCAAAUUUGUUUCUAUCUCCAGCUAUUUAUAGUGCUGAUAAAAAGGAAUUUAUAUUUUAAAAGUGCCCCAGCCCCCCAACAUUUGUGUGAUUAUACAGAUGCCGCUCUUUACAGAAUAUGGCUUUAAGUGGAAAUGAUCAUGUUUCAAUCUUUACCAAGUGAAACCCCAGAUUGGCUAGGUUGUGUGAAGGAUACCUAUUUCCUCUUUAUUGUACCUGACUGCAUCUAAAAAGAAAAUCAUCUCUGGUUCUAUUAAUCUUUCACCUUCUUAACUAAACCUUUUGGAAUAGAUACACACACUGUACAGUCCUAUUGUUAGAGAAAACUAACUACUGUAGAGAUUGUUAUAAUUUUUUUGCAGAAACUCAAGCUGUAAAAACUUUUCAACUUUCACAAUAUUUAAUUAAAGUUAC
This is a messenger RNA of Eublepharis macularius, 5526 nucleotides long. It is a transcript of the gene EBF1, whose product is annotated as EBF transcription factor 1. Bases 577 to 2355 code for a protein of 592 amino acids. Gene Ontology annotation, biological process: regulation of transcription by RNA polymerase II. Lineage: Eukaryota; Metazoa; Chordata; Lepidosauria; Squamata; Eublepharidae. The transcript is spliced from 16 exons. Gene Ontology annotation, molecular function: RNA polymerase II cis-regulatory region sequence-specific DNA binding; DNA-binding transcription factor activity, RNA polymerase II-specific. The record is from RefSeq and is a predicted model, not a curated record.